Acomys russatus (golden spiny mouse) is the source of this 5061-nucleotide messenger RNA. It is a transcript of the gene Eea1, whose product is annotated as early endosome antigen 1. NCBI's taxonomy places the organism in Eukaryota, Metazoa, Chordata, Mammalia, Rodentia, Muridae. Gene Ontology annotation, cellular component: early endosome. Gene Ontology annotation, biological process: endocytosis. Gene Ontology annotation, molecular function: metal ion binding; 1-phosphatidylinositol binding. The coding region runs from base 105 to 4340 and encodes 1411 amino acids. The transcript is spliced from 29 exons. The record is from RefSeq and is a predicted model, not a curated record.
CCCUGCCCUCCUCCCGGCUCGGCUGCCGGCCCUCGCGCCCUCCGGUCGUGAGUAACCCGAGUCCAGCGCGGAGAGUCCCCGCGGCGGCGGCUGCUGGCCAAACCAUGUUCCGGAGGAUCUUGCAGAGGACUCCUGGGAGAGUUGGCUCUCAAGGAUCUGAUUUAGAUUCAUCAGCAGCGCCUAUAAAUACAGUGGAUGUCAAUAAUGAAAGUUCUUCAGAGGGCUUCAUAUGUCCCCAGUGUAUGAAGUCUCUUGGCUCUGCUGAUGAACUUUUCAAACACUAUCAGGCAGUUCAUGAUGCUGGUAAUGACUCGGGUCAUGGUGGAGAGGCCAGUCUUGCUAUGACACGAGAUGAUAUAACACUACUCAGACAAGAGGUCCAAGACCUACAAGCCUCACUUAAGGAAGAAAAAUGGUACUCAGAAGAAUUAAAGAAAGAACUAGAAAAAUAUCAAAGGCUACAGCAGCAAGAGGCUAACCCUGAUGGCUUGGUGACUGAUUCAUCAGCAGAGCUACAGUCUUUAGAGCAACAAUUAGAAGAAGCCCAAACAGAAAAUUUUAACCUUAAGCAGAUGAAAGAUCUGUUUGAACAGAAAGCAGCCCAACUUGCUACUGAAAUCGCAGAUAUUAAGUCAAAAUAUGAUGAGGAAAAGAGUCUCCGAGAAGCUGCUGAACAAAAAGUGACUCACUUGACAGAAGAAUUAAACAAGCAGACAACUGUAAUUCAAGAUCUGAAAACUGAAUUGCUUCAGAGACCUGGCAUAGAAGAUGUCGCUGUGCUGAAGAAAGAGCUGGUCCAAGUUCAAACCCUGAUGGAUAAUAUGACUCUGGAGCGUGAGAGAGAGUCUGAAAAACUCAAAGAUGAGUGCAAAAAGUUACAAUCAGAAUAUGCUAAUGCAGAGGCUACAAUAAACCAACUAAGGAGUGAACUUGCCAAAGGACCCCAGGAAGUUGCAGUAUAUGUGCAAGAAAUACAAAAACUUAAAGAUUCAAUUAAUGAAUUAACACAAAAAAAACAGAACUUGACUGAAAAGUUACUGAAGAAAGAACUGGACUACACUCACUUAGAAGACAGGCAUAAUGAGCAGUCAGUGAGUAAAAGGAAUACAGAGGCAGCUCUGCAUCAAAGGGACCUGGAUUGCCAGCAGCUGCAGGCAAGGCUAGCCGCGGCAGAAAGCUCACUGCAGAGGGCCCAGGCAGAACUCACCGAGAAGGGAGAGGCUGCUCAGAAGCUCAAAGAAGAGCUGCGGGAAGUGGAGAGCAAGCACCAGCACCUCAGGGUGGAGCUGAAGCAGCUGCAGCAGCAGCGGGAAGAGAAGGAGCAGCAUGGGCUACAGCUGCAAGGGGAGGUGAGCCAGUUACACAGCAAGCUUCUGGAGGCGGAGCGCCAGCUCGGGGAGGCACAGGGCAGGCUGAAGGAGCAGAGGCAGCUGUGCAGUGAGAAGCUGAUGGACAGGGAGCAGCAGGUGGCUGACUUACAGCUCAGGCUCUCCCGCCUGGAGGAGCAGUUGAAGGAAAAGGUAACAAAUUCCACAGAAUUGCAACAUCAGUUAGAAAAAUCGAAGCAACAGCAUCAAGAACAGCAAGCUCUCCAGCAAAGCACUACAGCCAAACUCCGAGAAGCUCAGAAUGAUUUGGAACAAGUGUUACGACAGAUUGGAGAUAAGGACCAAAAGAUCCAGAACCUUGAAGCCUUACUACAGAAGAGUAAAGAAAAUAUUUCCUUACUAGAAAAGGAAAGAGAAGACCUUUAUGCCAAAAUUCAAGCUGGUGAAGGAGAGACUGCAGUUCUUAACCAGCUGCAGGAGAAAAACCAUGCACUGCAGCAGCAACUAACUCAACUAAUGGAGAAGUUGAAGAAUCAGUCAGAAAGCCAUAAACAAGCCGAGGAGAAUUUGCAUGACCAGGUACAGGAACAGAAGGCACAUCUUCGAGCUGCACAGGACCGCGUUCUUUCCCUAGAAACCAGUGUCAGUGAACUAAGCAGUCAGCUAAAUGAAAGCAAGGAGAAAGUAUCUCAGCUUGACAUACAGAUUAAAGCCAAAACUGAAUUGUUACUCUCAGCAGAAGCAGCAAAAACUGCUCAAAGAGCCGAUCUUCAGAACCAUCUGGACACAGCUCAGAAUGCAUUACAAGAUAAACAGCAGGAGUUAAAUAAGGUCAGUGUGCAGCUGGAUCAGGUGAGUGCGAAGCUGCAGGAGAAACAGGAGCUCUGCAGUCGGCUGGAGAGCCACCUGAAGGAGUACAAGGAGAGACAGCUCUCCUUAGAACAGAAGGCUGAAGACUUGGAAGGUCAAAUUAAGAAACUAGAAGCUGAUUCUCUUGAAGUUAAAGCAAGCAAGGAGCAAGCUUCACAGAGUCUACAGCAGCAGCGGCAGCUGAAUGCAGAGCUAGAGCUCAGAACUGCAGAGCUGAGUAAAAGGCUUGAGGAGGAGAAGGAAGUAGUAUCUCGUACAAAAUUGGAUCUACAGAAUAAAUGUGAAGCCUUUGAAAAUAUUACACAAACCCUUACUAAGAAAGAAGAAGAAAAAGUUGUCUUGCAGCAAGAAUUUGAAAAGUUAAGUCAAGAUGCAAAGACACAGCACCAGGAGCUGAGUGACAGAUUCCAAGCGGCAGUCACAGACCUGAAAGCAGCGACAGCCCAGAAAGAAGCCCUCAUGGCGGAGCUUUCCACAACAAAAGAAAAAUUGUCACAAGUUUCUGAUUCUUUAAAAAACUCCCAAAGUGCAUUUGAGGAAGAGACUCAGAAAGGGAAAGCUGCUGUAUUAGACUUGGAAAAAACGUGUAAAGAAUUAAAGCAUGAGCUUCGUGUGCAGACAGAAAGUGCACUCAAGGAGCAGACGGAGCUGAGGAAGUCACUUGAGAAAGAGAAAGAGACUUCUCAACAGUUGAAGGUAGACCUCAGUUCAGUCAAAGAGGAAGUCGCACAGGCUCAAAAUGCAUUAAAACAAAAGGAGAAAGAGGCACAGCAGCUUCAGGGGACCAUAAACCAGCUGAAGCAAUCAACUGAACAGAAGAAAAAACAAAUCCAAGUACUUCAAGGAGAAGUUAAAAAUGCUGUUUCAGAAAAGACAGAGCUGGAGAGUAGACUGCAGCAGCAGUCAGCUCAGGCCGCCCGGGACCUGGCGGGAGAGAAGGCGAAGCUGUCAGCCUUACAGAGCACCUAUGAGAAGGGCCAGGUAGACCUGCAGCAGCUCCAGUCUGACCUCUAUGGCAAAGAGUCUGAGCUUCUAGCCACACGACAAGACCUUAAGUCUGUAGAAGAGAAGCUCUCUUUGGCACAAGAAGACUUGAUUUCAAACAGAAAUCAAAUUGGGAACCAACAUAAAUCAAUUCAAGAACUGCAGGCUGCCAAAGCUACUUUGGAGCAGGACUUGGCAAAGAAAGAGCAGCUGCUAAAGGAGAGGAGUGAAGCCCUGCAGGACACUCAGAGAGAAAAGUCACUGAAGGAAAAAGAACUAGUAAAUGAAAAGUCUAAAUUGGCAGAGAUGGAAGAAAUUAAGUGUAGACAAGAAAAGGAACUCACUAAACUCAGUGAAGAGCUCAAGUCCCACAAGCAGGAAAGCAUAAAGGAAGUAACAAAUCUCAAGGAUGCCAAACAACUUUUGAUUCAACAGAAAUUAGAACUUCAAGGUAGCGUGGACUCACUGACGGCAGCUCUUGAGCGGGAGAAGGGAAGUCAGCAGCUGCUGCGAGAGCAGCUGAGAAAGGAGGCCGAGAAGCGGAAGGAGGAGUUCUGUGAGAAGGAAGCGAAGCUGCAUUCUGAAAUAAAAGAAAAGGAAGCAGAAAUGAAAAAACAUGAAGAAACUGAAGCUAAGCUUACCAUGCAGGUCACAACAUUAAAUGAAAACUUGGGUACUGUGAAAAAGGAGUGGCAGUCCAGUCAGCGGAGAGUUAGUGAGCUGGAGAAGCAGACGGAUGACUUACGCGGCGAAAUUGCUGUCUUAGAAGCAACGGUUCAGAAUAAUCAAGAUGAAAGAAGAGCACUGCUAGAAAGGUGUCUUAAAGGUGAAGGUGAGAUAGAAAAGCUUCAGACCAAAGUAUUAGAGUUGCAGAGAAAGCUGGACAACACGACCGCAGCCGUGCAGGAGCUGGGCCGCGAGAAUCAGUCUCUCCAGAUCAAACACACACAAGCCUUGAGCAGAAAGUGGGCAGAGGACAAUGAGGUGCAGAGCUGCAUGGCCUGCGGGAAGUGCUUCUCCGUCACCGUGAGGCGGCAUCACUGCCGACAGUGUGGAAAUAUCUUCUGUGCAGAGUGUUCAGCCAAAAACGCCUUAACUCCUUCUUCAAAGAAGCCUGUUCGGGUCUGCAAUACAUGUUUCAAUGAUUUGCAAGGAUAGCAGGUUGUCGCAGCUGCAGAGAAGUACACACUAACGUUAGACUAUUAAUAGAUUUGACUGGGACUCUGGUUGUAUACUAGGCCGAAUUGGAAUUCAUAUAUUUUGGAAUGUUACCAGUAUCAAGUAAAGCUCUUCUAUUUUUGUGAGACUUGGGUUCAUCUUUGAUUGCUUUUUUCCAUUUAACCCCUAAAACAGCUUUCAUGCCAAGGUCAGAUUAGCCAAUGAAAUGUAAAUAAUCUUUGGACAGAAAAUAGCAAUGUAUUUUUUUAAGUAUAAUUUAAUUAUUCACAAAUGGUGAAUACAAUUCCUUAGCUUCUUUCUCUCAAAUUAUAUGUAGAAAUGUAUGGAUGGUUGUUACCACUUGUCGCAGUUUCUGCUGCACAAUAACACAGUGAUUACAUUACACAUUCUCUUGGUGGAGUCAUGCACAGGAAGGUAACGCUUUUACAUUGUUAUGUUAUACACUUAGUACUUGAGUGUUCUAAAUGCAGUUUAUGCUAAAAUGAUGUGUUAACCAUGAAUUCAAGCAUGGUUUUGUUUGGGCAGCACUGAUUAAACUCUCAAGUAGAUUUGAUGAACUAACUCCUAUGUAAAAUUAAAUGGUUUACUUUAUGGUACUUCUGGGAUUAUAUUUAUAAAACUAGAUUUAAUUUGUAUUUCUCUAUCUUAUUUCAGACACUCACACACUGUCCCCUAAAAAAAUGACAUGAAACUUCCCACC